Messenger RNA from Hemibagrus wyckioides, 7140 nucleotides. RefSeq names its product RNA binding motif protein 26 (gene rbm26). Gene Ontology annotation, cellular component: nucleus. The transcript is spliced from 22 exons. The record is from RefSeq and is a predicted model, not a curated record. NCBI's taxonomy places the organism in Eukaryota, Metazoa, Chordata, Actinopteri, Siluriformes, Bagridae. Gene Ontology annotation, biological process: mRNA processing. Gene Ontology annotation, molecular function: RNA binding; metal ion binding. Bases 361 to 3444 code for a protein of 1027 amino acids.
CUGGCAACGCGAGUAAACAGUCGCCAUUUGUGGGAAAGAGAGGAAAAAUCGAGAAAAGUAUUGGGAAUAUUUUCUAGACGUUUUCAUGCAAAAUUGUCGGAUCUCAGUUCUUGUAAAGGGGCGAAUUCCUCUCUAAAAUAUAUAAACACUGCACUCUCCGCCUGCUCUGCUGUUUAAAUAUAAGAUGCUUGGAAUAAUCAGUGAAAACUGCGCGUAGUUUGGCUGGGUAGCAUUAGCGUUAGUAUUAGCAUUCCUGGCCUGGUGUGUUGUUAGCUUAGCACUUUUUCCACCUUCAGCACUUUAGCUGAGUUGUUGUUGUUUUUGGGGGUUUGUUUUUCUUUUGUUUUCUUUUGAAAAAAAAUGAUGAUUGAAAACCUCGAUGCCUUGAAGACCUGGCUCUCCAAAACCCUCGAACCAAUAUGUGACGCUGACCCGUCUGCGCUCGCUAAAUACGUGGUGGCCUUGGUGAAGAAGGACAAGUCGGAGAAAGAGCUGAGAGCACUAUGCAUAGACCAGUUGGAUGUAUUCCUCCAGAAGGAGACUCAGACGUUUGUGGAUAAACUUUUUGAAGCUGUGAACACAAAGAGCUACCUACCUCAGGCUGAGAUGCUGAGCUCCGCGUGCAGGACCGAGAGCCACACCCGCUCCGACAAAGACGAGCAGAAGAAAGACGAGCAGGUGAGUCGGGAUGAUGACCGGGAGAAGAAGUUCUCCAGGAGAGUGAACCACAGUCCUCAGUCCAGCUCACGUUACAGCCGAGACAUCAGGAGGAGUGAUGAGCGUAAGAAAGAUGAUCGGUCUAGAAAGCGAGAGUACGAGCGUCCUCCGCCCAGACGGGACUCGUAUCGCGAGCGCUACAACCGCCGCAGGGGGCGGAGCUACAGCCGUAGCAGGAGUCGCAGCUGGAGCAAAGAUAGAGUGCGUGACCGCGACCGAGAAAGAGAGCGUGAGCGAGACCGAGAGCGUGACAGAGAGCGGGAACGCUCCAGGACGCGCUCACGUAGCCGUUCCAGGUCAAGAAGUCGAGAGAGGGAGUCUGGAAAACCAAAGUAUGACCAUGAGCGACCAGAGGGCGGAGCCACUGAGGCCUACGUUCCCCCACCCCUAGCUUCUGCUCCUAGCUCCACCCAUUUCCCUGUACCCGCUCUCAGCAGCACCAUCACUGUCAUCGCCCCCACACACCAUGGCAACAGCACCACAGAGAGCUGGUCUGAAUUCCACCAAGACCACGUCCCGUAUGGUAGACCGGCUCCACCCCUUUCACGCAAGCGUUGUCGUGACUACGAUGAGAAAGGUUUCUGUAUGCGAGGUGAUAUGUGUCCAUUCGACCACGGCAGCGAUCCGGUGGUGGUGGAGGACGUCAACCUUCCAAGCAUCCUCCCCUUCCCACCUGCGCCACUUCCCGUCGGGGAUGGUCCGCCCCCUCCGGGUCUGCCUCCACCUCCGGGUCUACUCCCUCCUCCACCGGUUAAUCUCCGGCCCCCUGUGGCACCAGGCGGCCUCCCACCUGUCGCAGGUCCUCCUCCACCACUCCCGGCACUGGAUGCUCCUCCAAACUCCAUGACCAGCUCUGUCCCCUCCAUCGUCUCCACGUCUCGUCCUCUACUCCCUCAGCCUCCUCUUCACCUGGUCACUUCAGGCAUCCGACCCCCACUCGCACAGCCUCCACCUCCCCUCUUUACCUCGGAUUCAUUUGAACCGGACGUGUAUAACCCCGAAGCUCCUAGUCUGAACUCGCGCCCUGCGUAUAGACCCCGGGUCAACGUCCAGAGACCCAACCUCAUCGGCCUCACCAUGGGAGAAGUGGAUCUUCCUCCUCGAGAGAAAAUGCUGAACAGCAAUAAUGCACGCAUCGUUCUGGAAUCAGACUCCAGGAAGAGAGGGGCUGGCCAUCAUGAUGGAGGCAUUCCUUUGAAAAAACCAUGGUUUGAUAAGCUGAACUUCAACAAGCCCAACCAUCACGGCUACCAUAAGAAACUGCCACUUCCACUUCCUCUGCCCAACACCAAGCUGGCCAUCCGUCAGAUCCCGCCUGAGCUCAACAACAUCAGCAGACUUAACGAGCACUUCAGCAAAUUUGGGAAAAUCGUCAACCUGCAGGUUGCCUAUAACAAUGAUCCUGAGAGUGCUCUGAUCCAGUUCGAGUCUCCAGAGGAAGCAAAGCGUGCUAUUCACAGUACCGAGGCUGUCCUCAACAACCGAUUCAUCAGAGUGUACUGGCACAGAGAGGACGGGCCGCCUGGCACCCAAACACACACCCCGCCCAACGUGGGUGGGACGCAGCCUGAAGCCACCAGUCUGAAGCAGUCAGUGAAAGAUCGUCUCGGUCCUCUGCCCUCUAACAGCACAGAGCCGCUGCAGGACGCCACGCCUCCGUCACAGUCUUCACAGAGCGCCACCAGAUCGUCAGUGAAAGACCGGCUGGGUUUCUCUAAACCCGCAGCGGCUGAAGGAAAGGUCUUCUCCACCUCCACUGGACUCACGAAGACGUUUUACAACCCAGCUGCAAUGAAACCAGGACAAAAGGGCGUAGUGACAGGGACUGCCGCCAGCUCCGAGGAUGCACUGAAGAAGAAGCAGGAGGCGUUAAAACUGCAGCAGGAUGUGAGGAAGAAGAAGCAGGAGAUCCUGGAGAAGCACAUUGAUACGCAGAAACUGCUGAUCUCUAAGCUAGAGAAGAACAAGUCAAUGAAAGCGGAAGACAAAGCUCAGUUGAUGCAGACGCUGAACACUCUUACAAACAGCAUUAGCAAACUGCAGGAGGAGAUCAGGGGUCUGUCCAGCACACACACUCUGCAUAGUGGCAUCAAAACCAAGGCCCAGGAAUUGUGUGUGUGUGUUCAGGCUCAGAAGGAGUUGCUGGACACUGAACUCGAUCUUUACAAGAAAACACAAGCCGGAGAAGACACAGCUCAGCUCAAACUCCGAUACACACAGCUGCAGCUCGAGGCUGCUAAGCGGGGCAUCCUGACCCCAGGGCGAGGGAGGGGGGCCCAUGCCCGGGGUCGGGGAUCGGCACGGGGACGUGGUAGGGGCAUUAGAGGCAGACCCAGGGGAGUUCCUACCCACUCUGUUGUGGAUCAUCGACCCCGUGCUCUGGAGAUCAGCGGCUUCACCGAGGCUGACCGAGUGGAUCUGCUGCCACACUUUGCUCAAUUUGGAGAAAUUGAGGACUGUCAGAUGGAGGACUCCAGUCUCAGUGCGGUCAUCACCUUUAGAACCCGAGCAGAGGCUGAACAGGCUGCCGUUCAUGGCUUGAGGUUUAACAAUCAGGAGCUGCGUCUGUCCUGGUAUAAACCAGCGGUCUCUCUGAGCACAGCCGACGCUGACGAGGCAGAGCCUGAGGAAGAGGAGUUCCAGGAGGACUCUCUGGUGGACGACGCCCUGCUGCAGGAUGACGACGAGGAAGAAGACGACAACGAGCCACGCUCCUGGCGCAGAUGAAGAGGCCUAGCCCCGCCUCCACUGUCGCAUCAUUUCCUGUUUUCAUUUCAUUUUUUGGUCAAAUGGUUGUUUUUAAUUAAGAAUCCGUUUGUCUCGAGUAUGCCAUUCAUGUUUUAUGUAUUAGCAGUAUAACGCUGAGCCGACGUCUCCAUCAGCACUGUGCAGGAUUUCUUUUUCACAAUGUAAAAAAACCUUUUUCUGUGAAUCCACUCUAUUAGAAGUCGCGUUAAUUUUGUAAAAAAAACAAAAUCCGAGGUUUUAAUUUCAAAGAGCACAUUUUUGGGGUCACAUGUAGUACAUCUUCCGGUAGCCUUUUGAGCUAGUGUGUGUGUGUGUGUACAUAUUUUAUGUAUGAGUUUUAACGGUUUGUAUGAUUGCUUUGCUUUUCUCCCGGCUUACUCUGAACUGUCAAAAAAAUAAAGAAUUGAAAUGGUCUAGAAAAAAUAUCAGCUGAAAAAAAAGAAGCGGAAAAAAAAGAAAAGAAACGCGAGGUGCUUCGGCACUCGUUUUAAAAAAAAAAAAAGAGAGAGAGAAAAGAAAGGAAAAAAUCUAAAAAUGGCUGAAAAUAUAAAGACCAUUUCAAAACAAACCCCCCCACACCCCCAAUCCUCACAAAAAGAGCAAAAUUCCUAUUAAUUUUUUAUUUUUUUGGUCCUGAAUCUGAGAACGUGACCGGUAAGUGACGAGCUUUAAGAGGAAGGUAAGAAGUUUGCACUUUAUAAAAAAUCUAUUUAGUUCCUUGCUGCAGUAGUAAACUGACUUGUUGAUAUUUUUGUGUACAACUGAGAAGAUUUAUAUUUUAUUAAUUUGUUUUUGUGUCUCUUUCUUUUUCAUGACUGGUCCCGAGGUCGUGAAGAUCAGCACACAUCAUGGACCGUCAGACAUCACCACCACCACCACCUUCAACCUGCUUAGCCCUUCUCCUCAGUCAUAUCCUACCUCGUUUAUUCUCAGCACUAAGAGCUUUACAUGGUUUUUUUUAUGAUCCAGGAUUUGCCCUACACUUCACUUUUUAAUAGUUCGGUCAUUUGCUAGCUGUCGCAUAUCACGUGGCACAGGGGGCAGUGUAACACACUCAGAGGAAAUGAUCUCCAUGUUUUGCUAGUGUUGCUGUGAUUGAUGAAGGAGAGAGAGAGAGCAUCGAUAGCUGUGGCAUCAUCAGGACUUGGGUGGUUCUUGCAUUAGGGCUUAUGUUUCCUGUUGUAACCGUUCAUGAGCUAUGUGGAGUUGUUUUUAUUCCUCAUUUAGAAGCUUGAGUGAAGCUCGACUUGUCUCAACUGAUACUCGUUAUGAUAAAAAUGCCCACUUUAUUAUCCUUGGCUUUAUUGAGACUGAUGUCUGAUAUUCACCAAUCAGGCAUAACAUUAAGACCAGUGCCAGGUGAAGUGAAUAAGACUGAUGAUCUCCUCAUCAUGGCACCUGUUAGUGGGUGGGAUAUAUUAGGCAGCAAGUCAACAUUUUGUCCUCAAAGUUGAUGUGUUAGAAGCAGGAAAAAUAGACAAGCAUAAGGAUUUGAGCGAGUUUGACGAAGGACCAAAUUGUGAUGGCUAGACCACUGGAUCAGAGCAUCUCCAAAACUGCAGCUCUUCCCGGUCUGCAGUGGUCAGUAUCUAUCAAAAGUGGUCCAAGUAAGGAACAGUGGUGAACCAGCGACAGGGUCAUGGGCGGCCAAGGCUUAUUGAUGCACAUGGGGAGAGAAGGCUGGCCGGUGUGAUCCGAUCCAACAGACGAGCUACUGUUGAUCAAAUUGCUGAAGAAGUUAAUGCUGGUUCUGAUAGAAAGGUGUCAGAAUACACAGUUUAGGAAACGUCUAAGUGUCUUCUAGAGCACGGUAGGAUUGAGUUGUCGGACUUCAUAGCAAAACACACAUAUCUAAUCAGAUUGUUUUCUAAUCAAACGCUGGCUGUCGGACAUCUAUAUUUGUCACGUGUACAUUACAGCACAGUGUUUUUGGCAUAUCCCGGGAUGUUAGGAAGAUGCGGUCAGAGCACAGUGAAAACCCUGGAGCAGAGAGGGUUAAGAACCUUGCUGAAGGGCCCAACAGUGGCGGCGCUGGGGCUUGAACCCAUGACCUUUUGAUCACUAACGGUUGUAGCACUCUAUAUAAAGCUGCAUGAAUGUUCAUGAUGCUGAAAUAAUCAGGGAUUAGUGGAGCGAAGAGAUGAGCAGGAGACUUAAUGAUGCUGCUAAAGCAUGCACUUGUCUCUCUGUACAUGACGUCCCUCAGUAUGAAAUCGUUCCAGUCCAGGGUGUACUUGUGGAUGAUUUUUAAAAUGUUUUUGUGUUCAUAAGAACACUGGAAUUCUGCCAUUCCUGAAACAAGUUCUCUUCAAGGCCAAGCUUUUAGUAGUAUUCCAUUAUUUGGGCUUUUUUAAUAAAUAAAUCUGACGCUUGUUGCUUUUCCGACUUUUUGUUUAUUCGUCCCGUUCGACUGGUGCUCACACGAGCAAAUGUUGACGACUUGGUGCUGUUUCCUGGCCGGUUCUUCUUUUCUCUCCCACAAUUCCUUGCGGUCACAUUUGCAUGGCGCAGGAGAGGAGUGAUAACCCAAUCAGAGCGGCGGUGUGGCUCUCUCACCCGGGAGCCUGUCACCUAAAGGCAGCUAAUUGUGAGGAAUUCGAUUUGUUCUCCGCUAAAGGCCGGCUCCGUUCCAAAUUUAGGUCGUCUGGCUCAGCGAGGGGCCUUUUAAGUGGACACUAGGUCCACGCAGGACGUGCUGCUUUGUGCGCGCGCGUGCGGGGCAUUCGUCAUUCUUUUGGCCGACCUUCGACCUCAACCCGGGGUUCUAACAAGCAUUGCUGGCUCAGGCGCGCUGCAGAUUAGCGCAUUGUGAGGAAAAGUGAUGGAUAUUAAAUUAUGUUUUUUAAACACGCCUCUAUUUCCCAGCGAGCCCAGUCCCGGCCCAGCUGGAGCUUCCCAUAAUGCCGUGAUGGAUUUGUUAAGCGCCGGAGCUCAGUGUGAGCUUUGCACACGGGGGUCAGACGAGUUUCCGUCUAACUCGUUUAGCUCGGAAAAUAUUGGCUAACGAGGUUAGCGCGUGUUGCGGGGUGUCGGAUAACGCGUUUACGGCGCGCGCCUCGUUUGUUUAGGACUCUUUUCGUUUCUAAUUUGCGUCAGCAAGAUGAAUGGACGGGUCUCUUAACGAGCAAAGCGAAUGAUGUGUGACUGUGCAGCUUGUGAUCUUUGAGCGUAAUUGAUCGGGUUUUCGGUGCCACACCAGCGAGGCCCUGCGUUCCCAUCCCAGGAGUGCAACAUGGUGGCGGUGGAACGUUCGCUAAUACAGCGGGGACGAUCCGGUCGGUCUUCAUCAACGGCUCUUCUGUCUGUUUUCUGUGGAGCAGACAAAAUAUACACCAUUUCCAUUUAUUUAUUUAUUUAUUUACAACUUUGUCGCUGCUACUUUGGUGCUAAAACUGUACAUUGUUAGAAACCUGUCUAAAAAAUAUCACACAUUAUUUAACAUUCUGUUGACUUUGUCAUGAAUUUAUAAUUCUUUAUUUAUUUGUUUAACCUCAUUGUGGAAUAAAAUCCCAUUUGUUCCUCUUAUCACUUGUGUUUUCGCUCUAUUGAAGUGUACCUAACAUUAUAAAAUAUUGAAAAACAAAGCUUUUACGCCUGACUGUUACAAAGCGCUCUCUGACACUGGAGACUCCUUCCAUAAACUCCUCAGGCUUCAUUAGGGAUAAAAUAGUAACU